AUGACCUGUUGCAUGUAAACACCAGCACGCUCAUUUCCAUUGCCAAAACAUGGUCGCGUGUCCUGCGCAUUACUCACAUCACUCCCGGGCAACGCGACCACGUGCUCGCACUCAAAAAAUCAAACCACGCUGUUUGUAAACUAAUUCACCCCCUUGCCAACAGUGACCGGUGACCGAAAACAAAUAGCAACAGUUGCGAACAACGAUGGCACCUACACACAACAACGCCAACAUCGCAGUCCACACAGUCUCGCUGCCUAGCAACGAGCCACAGGCGCGUUGUUUGUUCGAUACAAUUUUGCUCCACGCUUCAACCCAAAAAGGCAAACGUCGCGGGCGUUUGUUACGGCAUUCGGCGAACAAAUUCCAGCACAUCCUGACCUGUGUGUUUGUAAGUGUCCCGGCGAACGUAUUCUAAUUCAAUUCCUCCCAUCUCUGCGCGAGUGAUCUAUUUCCAGUAAAAGAAGGCGUCCACUUCUCGGCGCUUCGGAACGGAAAAUGAACGUGACAGCAGCACGGCGUCGAAGUGUCGGCCGCGGUGGAGUAGGCGGCAAAGCCAUCCGUGGUGGCAAAGCGAAAGCCCGCAAUGGCGCGACGAAUGGUACGCACGGGGCCACCCAGCACGGGGGCCCACCGGCAGUAGCACCCCAGAACGGGGCGAAGGAGAAGCCGCCGGAAGGCAAGGACAAGGGGACGGCUGCGGCGGCGGCACCGGCACCGGAAAGCUACGAGUCCGACUCGUCGGACCAGGUGUCCUCGUCGGACGAGGAGGAGCGGUGGAAGGAUCCGAAGCUGACGAACGAUGUGCCGUCCGAGUACUGGCACAUCCAGAAGCUGGUGAAGUACAUGAAGGCCGGCAACCAGACGGCCACCAUCGUGGCGCUCUGCUGUCUGAAGGACCACGACCUGACGACGCAGAUGAACCAGCGUGCCAUCCAGGACUGCGGCGGGCUGGAGGUGCUCGUCAAUCUGCUCGAAAGCAAUGACAUGAAGUGCAGACUGGGAGCGUUGUCCGUCCUGUCCGAGAUCUCGUCCAACCUGGACAUUCGCCGUGCCAUUGUUGACCUGGGAGGUAUUCCGCUGCUGGUGCAGAUACUGUCGGAACCGGGGCGCGACCUGAAGAUCAUGGCGGCGGAGACGAUCGCGAACGUGGCGAAGGUCCGUCUGGCCCGGAAGCUCGUCCGCAAGUGCAACGGCAUUCCGCGGCUGGUCGAUCUGCUGGACGUAAACAUGAACUGCCUUCGCUCACAGCGCGACCAACUGUCCGAGGAGGAGCGCGAAAUGCUCGACAUGGCGCGGGCCGGAGCACGCGCACUCUGGUCGCUGUCGGAGUCACGCCACAACAAGGAGCUGAUGUGCAAGAGCGGCAUCGUGCCGCUGAUGGGACGCCUCCUGAAGAGCGUGCACAUCGAUGUUGUCGUUCCGACUAUGGGUACCAUACAGCAGUGCGCCUCGCAGGCCAACUACCAGCUGGCGAUCACGACCGAAGGGAUGAUCUUCGACAUCGUCUCCCACCUGACGUCCGACAACCUCGACCUGAAGCGGCAGUGCAGCUCGGCCAUCUUCAAGUGCGCCAGCGAUAAGACGGCAAGCGAUAUGGUGCGCGAAUCGGGCGGACUGGAACCGUUGGUAGGAAUCGCGCGCGACAAGACGGUACGGGACAACAAGCAGCUACUAGCGGCGGCAACGGGUGCCAUCUGGAAGUGUGCGGCGAGUGAGGCGAACGUCAAGAAGCUCGACCAGCUGAAGGCGGUACAGGUGCUGGUGCAGCUGCUGAACGACGAGAACGAGGACGUGCUGACGAACGUGGUGGGAGCGAUUUCGGAGUGCGUCAAGUACCAGAACAACAGAGAGAUCCUGCGCCAGUGUGGAGGGAUCCCGCUGCUGGUGAACCUGCUCAACAUGACGCAUGCGCCGCUGCUGGAGAACAUUGCCCGCACACUGAAGGAGUGUGCCUCGGACCCCGAAAGCAUGACGCUGAUGGAGGAGCUCGACGCGAUCCGGUUGAUCUGGUCGCUGCUGAAAAACUCCAACCCAAAGGUGCAGGCGUACGCGGCCUGGGCCCUCUGUCCUUGCAUUGAGAAUGCGAAGGACUCGGGCGAACUGGUACGGAGCUUCGUCGGUGCGCUGGAGCUGGUCGUUGGGUUGCUGAAGUCGCGCGAUAACUUCGUGCUGUCGGCGGUCUGCGCAGCGAUUGCGACGAUUGCCCGCGAUCGGGAGAAUCUGUCCGUCCUGUCCGAUCAUAAGGUGAUCAGGAUGUUGGCCGAUCUGGUGUACACGACGGACGAUUUGCUGCGCGAGCAUCUUGCGGCGGCCAUCGCUAGCUGUGCUCCGUACUCGACCAACACGCAGGAGCUGGGACGGUUGAAGACGGUGACGCCGAUCGUUGGCUACAUGGUUAGCAAUAAUCCGCGCGUGCAUCGGACGACGGCCAUGGCGCUGCAGAAGCUGUCCGAGGAUCCACAGAACUGCAUCACAAUGCACCAGAGUGGCGUUGUUCCGUUCCUGCUGGAGACGGUCGGCUCCAAGGAUCGGGAGCUCCAGGAAGCGUCCGCCGGCUGUCUACAAAACAUACGCAAACUGGCCCUGCGUGCCGAGGAGCUGGAGCUGUGUGGCGAGUAGGAGUAGCGCAAUGCGGACAACGCGAUUCAGCUAGAUUAAUUACAAAAUUUCUCACCGGGACGCACAUUUGCUAGGCAAAAAUCACGCUUGUUUUUUGGGCACUUUUGUUAAUCUUUAAUGCAAAUCGAAAGCUGCAGUGCUCUGUCACCUCGCACCCGGCAGCAUCCGACAGGCCGGCAAUAACCGAUACUUUUUUAUUAACACAUUCGAUACACAGGCUUCGUUGCGCGUUUUGUGCGUUUCGAGUUGACUGGUUUUUGGCGUUUAUACAAUAAGUUUCCCUCCCCGUCACGCUCCCUUUACGACUAGCUUUUUUGUUCUCUAGAUUUUCCCCUCCCACGAACGCGUCCCCCUUGCGCUAAUAUACUUAAAAUACCUGUCUUUGGUGACGGCUGCGCGAAGGCAAAUUCAGUUCGGCGUGGUGUGUUUGUGU
Molecule: messenger RNA, 3055 nt
Organism: Anopheles merus
Lineage: Eukaryota; Metazoa; Arthropoda; Insecta; Diptera; Culicidae
Gene: gudu
Product: armadillo repeat-containing protein gudu
Exons: 5
Coding region: 499-2622 (707 amino acids)
Molecular function (GO): protein binding
Source: RefSeq, a predicted model, not a curated record